UUGGACAACCCGACCCUAUAAAAGACAGUUAAAAAUCGCUCCUUUUAACACCAUUUUUCUCACUCUCAUUCAUUGCCCCCACCCCUCUCUCUCUCUCUCUCUCUCUCUCUCUCUCUCUCUCUCUCCACUUCACCUGCAACCUGGAGAGGUAUGUUCGUGCCCCCACUUCAUAAUGGUCACUGAAUUUUCCUUGGCUUUGGCUUUUUGAAGCAUCUAUCAAUCUGAGGUGUGCGACACAUCCAUCCCUCUAGAAAAUGGCCGAGUAGUUUAGGCAGAGAUCGAAGCUUACUCUUCCAUUUGGUAGUAAAAAAUCUGUUCUUUGACAAAUAAUCUGACAUCUUGAUACAGAUGUGAUGGGAGAGAGAGGAGCGUACUCUGAGUUUGAGAUUUCAGAAUUUUGAGAGCUUUGAAGAAGGCAAUCCCAACUCUGCAGGGUCGACGCAAUGCCGGUUCCUCUUGCUCCGUAUCCGACUCCGCCGCCACCUUAUACUCCGCCGCCUGUGAACGGUACACAGAGCCAGCUUGUCUGUUCUGGGUGUAGGAAUCUCUUGCUUUAUCCUGCAGGAGCGACCUCCGUUUGCUGCGCAGUUUGCAAUGCGGUCACUGCAGUUCCUCCUCCAGGCACCGAAAUGGCCCAGUUGGUAUGCGGAGGCUGCCACACCUUACUCAUGUACAUCCGAGGAGCGACAAGCGUACAGUGCUCCUGUUGUCACACGGUCAACCUAGCCUUGGAAGCAAACCAGGUGGCACAUGUCAACUGCGGGAACUGCAGGAUGCUCCUGAUGUAUCAAUACGGAGCACGGUCGGUCAAAUGCGCUGUCUGCAAUUUUGUUACAUCAGUUGGUGCUUCGACAAGCACACCGGAACAGAAGUUCAACAGCUAGAAUUAGCAAUAAACCUACCAGUCACAGGCCUCACAACUCAUGGUUACAGUACUUCUAUUCUACCACUGCCAUGACUGCACAUCAUUGCCAUCAACGCAAGCAGAGAAAAUCCCUACUAGUUUAACUUGUAUAGAGUUGAAACCUUUUUCUUCGCCGUCGCGUGACAUUUAGUUGAAUAAGCAAGUUCUCGGCUAUCGGCAGGUUCGGGGCGUGUGAGUCUAGUACUUGUAAUGACAGAGACUCUUCUCUUCUGCUGUCAAAGCAUUUGGAUAAAGAGAGAGAAAAAGUGAAAAACUUCAUUUUCUAAUCUGUUUA
Molecule: messenger RNA, 1199 nt
Organism: Rhodamnia argentea
Lineage: Eukaryota; Viridiplantae; Streptophyta; Magnoliopsida; Myrtales; Myrtaceae
Product: protein LOL1
Exons: 6
Coding region: 444-884 (146 amino acids)
Source: RefSeq, a predicted model, not a curated record